Molecule: messenger RNA, 546 nt
Organism: Vanessa atalanta (red admiral)
Lineage: Eukaryota; Metazoa; Arthropoda; Insecta; Lepidoptera; Nymphalidae
Exons: 3
Coding region: 1-546 (181 amino acids)
Source: RefSeq, a predicted model, not a curated record
AUGAAUGCAUACACAUAUUUAGUAGUAUUUGGUCAUUGUAUGAUGAUCGCGACAUGCAGAGACGAGGAUAAAAUUUCGAAAGCAUGCUACUGGCCAAACGAAAUUUAUGAACCAUGUUUCGGUGGCUGUGCUGAAAUAUCUUGCGACAACCCACGUAACCACCUUCGGCCCUGCUAUCCUUAUUGUGAACCUGGCUGUGUGUGCGAGGAUCCCUACGUGCGAGACGAUCGGACGCACCAGUGUGUUUUGCCACAGGACUGCUCUCCAACUCAAAUGGGAAUACCAGUCCCGAGCAGGAGAUCUAGCAAAUCUGCAGUAAUUGCGAAAAAUAAUGGCAGAAUACAAAAACCUCAUCACAAACAAGAUGAUGUACGCGAAUUUAAUGGUGUUCCUUUCAAUCAAGUUGACGAUUUUAAACGAGCUGAGGAAGUGUCACGAAUGGGGAAUUAUUUUAACAUUGUCAUUGCUCCACCGCCCAUAAAAUCAUUACAACCACGAAAAACUUUACACAGUGAUACACAAAAAUUAACUGCUAAACAAAUAUAA